CCCGCGGGCCGGCGGCGGCGGCGCGGCGGCGGCGGCGGCGGCGGCGGCGUCGGCGGCGGCGGUAUAAAGGCGGCGGUCGGGAGCAUGUAAUGUCGGAAUGCGGAGGCCGCGGCGGCGGCGGCGGCAGCAGCGGCAGCAGCGACGACGCCGAGGACGAGGGCGGCGGCGGCCCCGCGGGCUCCCCGGGCCCGGGCCGGCUGCGGCGCGGGCUGCGCGGCGUCUCGCUCAUGGCGCGCCGGCGGCCCGAGCUGCUGUGCGGGGCCGUGGCGCUCGGCUGCGCGCUGCUCCUCGCCCUCAGGUUCACCUGCAGUCGAGCAAAGGAUGUGACGGCGCCCGCCAAGCCACCGGUCAGCUUUUUCUCCGCGGGCUCGCCCGUACUGGACCUGUUCCAGGGCCAGCUGGACUACGCCGAGCACAUGCGGCGGGACUCGGAGGUGGUGUUGCUUUUCUUCUACGCGCCCUGGUGCGGCCAGUCCAUCACCGCCAGGGCCGAGGUCGAGCAGGCCGCCCGGCAGCUCGCAGACCAGGUGUUGUUUGUGGCAAUUAACUGCUGGUGGAGCCAAGGGCGGUGCCGGAGGCAGAAGCACUUCUUUUACUUCCCGGUCAUCUACUUGUACCACCGCAGUUUUGGACCAAUCGAAUACAAAGGCCCCAUGAGUGCUGUGUACAUUGAGAAGUUUGCCCGCCGAGUGAUGAAACCACUUCUCUACAUCCCAUCUCAGUCAGAGUUGCUAGAUUUUCUCUCGAACUACGAGCCUGGAGUCCUGGGCUACUUCGAGUUCAGCGGCUCCCCACAGCCGCCCGGCUACCUGACCUUCUUCACCUCCGCGCUGCACUCGCUGAAGAAAGAUCACCUGGGAACGGUCCGGUUCGGGGUCAUCACGAACCAGCACCUCGCGCGGCUGGUGUCCUUGGUGCGCUCAGGAAGCGUGUACUUGCACAGACACUUCAACACUUCGCUUGUGUUCCCCCACGAGCUGCUCAACUUCACAGCCGAGAACAUCUACCAGUGGGCCCAGGACAACCGGGAGACGCUGGUGCGGUGGCUGCGGCCGCACGGCGGCAAGAGCCUGCUGCUCCACAACGAGCUGAAGAAGGGGCCCGCGCUGCUGGUCUUCGUGCCCUUCGACCCCCUUGCCGAGAGCCACCCGCUCAUCGACGAGGUCACCGCUGUGGCCCUGGCCUACAACAACUGUCACGGCGACCAGGUGGUGGACCGGCUCCUGCGGCACCUGCGCCGGGCACCCGCCUCCCCCUGGCCGCCCAGCCUGGGCCCCCAGCCCCCAGAGCCGCCGCCCGCCGCCUCGCCCUGCUGCAACACGGUGGUGCUGCCCGGCUGGCAUGCGCUGGCCCCCACGCACAACGUGUGCGAGCUGUGCGUCAACCAGACGGCGGGCGGCCCGCGGCCCAGCCCUCUGGGCCCUGCGCGCUGCAGCUUCGUCCAGAUGGCCGCGGCGCUGGAGUCCUUCCACCUCAAGGGCCGGGCGCUGGAGCAGGUGGCCGCCCCCCGGCCCGAGUGCAGCGGCUUCCUGGGCUCCUACAGCCCCUUCAGCUACUACACCGCCUGCUGCAGGACCGUGAGCAGGGGCGCCCCCCGCGGCCCCGGGCCCUCGCGCCCGCCGCCGCCGCCCCUGGCGCUCUCUCCCCCGGAGGAGAAGUGCGGGCCGGGCCCAGCCUGCCCCGUUCCUCACAUUGAGGAGACCAGGAACCUCGUCCCCGACUCGGACGCCGCCGGCAGCAGCUUCACGGGCCUGGGCUGCCGCACCAACAAGACCCUGAACAUGUACCUGCUGGACUCCAACCUCUUCUGGGUGUACGCUGAGCGGCUGGGCGCACCCGGCGGCGCCCGCGGCAGGGAGUUCGCCGCCAUCGUGGACCUGAAGGAGGAGUCGCAUUACGUCCUGGACCCCAGCCAGGCCCUGAUGAAGUUCACCCUAGAGUCCUUCAUCCAGAACUUCAGCCUUCUCUACAGCCCCUUGAAAAGGCACCUGAUGGGAAGUGCCUCGGCCCAGGUCCCUUCUCGGCACUUGAUCACGGAAGUGACGACCGAGACCUUCUGGGACGUGGUCCUUCAGACACAGGACGUUCUGCUGCUGUAUUACGCCCCGUGGUGCGGCUUCUGCCCGUCUCUUAAUCACGUCUUCAUCCAGCUCGCUCGCCUCCUGCCAUCCGACACGGUCACGGUGGCCAGGAUCGACGUGUCGCGGAAUGACCUUCCCUGGGAGUUCAUGGUGGACCGGCUGCCCACCAUCCUCUUCUUCCCCUGCCACAGGAAGGACCUCAGCGUGAAGUACCCCGGCGACCUCCCGGUGACGGUCCCCAACCUGCUGCGGUUCAUCCUGCAGCACUCGGCCCCGCGCGGGGGGACGCCCCGGCCGGGCUGCGUGCGGAGCGAGGCGGGGCUGCAGCGCGGCCACAUCUCGCACCUGGAGCGCCAGAUCGGGCAGCUGCGGGCCGAGAUCAGCGCGCUGCAGCGGGCGCAGGGCCAGGUGGAGGCGCGGCUGGCGAGCGCGCGCCGGGACGAGCACCGGCUGCUGCGACAGAAGCGCGCGCUGGAGGAGCAGCGCGGCCUGCUCCGGCGCCACGGGCAGCAGCUGCAGGCGCUGGUCCAGCAGAAGGCACGCGAGCUGCAGGGGCUGGCGCGCGCCCCCGAGGGCCUCCUCGCCGACGACGCCUGGCUCAAGGUCCUGGUGGCCAGCAUGGAGCGGAAGCUGGCGGCCCAGGACGGGGCCCACCCGGCCGGGCCCGAGCUCCCUGGCAGGCCCCCAGGCCCCGAGAACAGGACAGACUGA
This is a messenger RNA of Sorex araneus (European shrew), 2792 nucleotides long. RefSeq names its product thioredoxin domain containing 11 (gene TXNDC11). The transcript has 12 exons. The record is from RefSeq and is a predicted model, not a curated record. The coding region runs from base 90 to 2792 and encodes 900 amino acids. NCBI's taxonomy places the organism in Eukaryota, Metazoa, Chordata, Mammalia, Eulipotyphla, Soricidae.